ACUCGCCGUCAGAAGCACUCUGCUUGCUGUGCUCACCCCUCAGCUGUGGCCACCCUGGUGCCACUCCUUCCCUGGCCACCAUGUCACGGCAGCUCAACAUAGACGCGUUACGGCAGAACUUCUGGAAGGAGGAAUAUCUGAGGGAAAAGAUGUUGCGCUGUGAAUGGUACCGCAAGUAUGGGUCGAUGGUGAAGGCCAAGCAGAAGGCUAAGGCUGCAGCCCGCCUGCCCCUCAAACUGCCCACCCUGCACCCCAAAGCCCCACUCUCACCCCCACCCGCCCCCAAGUCAGCCCCUUCCAAGGUGCCCAGCCCUGUCCCAGAGGCGCCUUUUCAGUCGGAAAUGUACCCGGUACCACCUAUCACCCGAGCCCUGCUGUAUGAAGGCAUCUCCCACGACUUCCAGGGGCGGUACCGCUACCUCAACACUCGAAAACUGGACAUGCCAGAGACGCGAUACCUCUUCCCCAUCACCACCAGCUUCACGUAUGGCUGGCAGCUGGGCCCCCCAGUGAAGCAAGAACUGGUCUCCUGCAAGAUGUGCCGCAUUGAGUCAUUCUUCCGCAAGAACGGGGCCUUCGCACUGCUUGAUCCCCGAGACCUGGCCCUCUGACCGUGGGCCAGGUGUGGGCUUAGGGGAGGGAAGAAGAAAUAACAGGCCUCCUGGUGGGGCAAAGCUGCUGUGUGUGUCUGUGCCCCUCUGCUCUCCCUGUCCCUGAGGUUGCAUUCAGGCCUUUCUGAAACUAUCAGACCUGCAAGUUGCCCUCUUGCUUUUUCCGUAACCCUCAUCACUUUAAUCAUCCCUUUGAGGACUCAGCAAUGACCAGAGGGUGCUGGGAAGGGCGAGCACUACUUCGCAGGCACGGGAUCCUCAGCACCAGGGGAACACAGUAGUUCCAGGAAGUUCUGGGUGUUCCUGGGGAGAGAGCGGCUUGUCAUUUCGGAGGCCAGGGAAAGGGGCCUCCUGCCACCGCCACACCCCUCCUUGCCCGCCCCUCACCUGGCCCCGAGGGCCCGCAGCCGCUCCGUCCUCUCCCGAUGCAUUUGCUCCAGCUGCUCCCGCAGGGCGCGCCGCCGCCCAGCCGCGUCCUCCUGGCGGUGCGGAGCGCUGAGCGUCCGCGGCUCAGUGGGGCGGGCGGGGCAGCACCUGGCACACCUGCCCCUCGCGCCCCGCCGAGUCACUGCCAGAGUGCAGUGCGCUCACUUCAAAGGGACCCGGGCGCGCUAAGCUCGGCCCCUGCCCCGCGCAGGCUCCUUGUGGCCCCACCGCCUUCUAGGGGUCUUGCCUGUGGCGGGAGUUGAGCCGGACUGGGCGGGAGCCCCACGGGGUGAACCCGGCAGUGGCGGUUCCUGGCGAUGUGGAGGCGUUCCAGGACCUGCAGAGGCGGCAGUCAGCGUCCGGCCGCCCCUCGGUGCCCCGCCCGCUCCAGGCAGGCCCCGAUCCCGGCGUGGGGACACACCCGGAGCCGCUGCUGCUCACGGUCCCGCCGGCGGCGCUGCCGCCUGGCCGCGCUGUGCAGCUCCAGCAGCCGCUGCAGAGCCGUCACCUGCUGCGCCGCGCUUAAGCCCGCAGGCGCCUUGGCGGUGCUGAGGGGCGCCGGCCACGCGGCCUUCAAGGCCUUGGGACGCUCAGGGCCGCCCCACCCGACCCCGGAGGGCACCCGGAAGCCAAGCCUGGCCCACCUCCUGCUCCCCCGGUGCGGGGCCCACUCCAGGGCCCUGCAGCCCGUGCGGAUCGCGCUCCAGGCCUGGGGGCCCCGGAGAGCCCCGAGGAGCCCCUGCUGCCCGGAUACCUCGGCGCGCAGGGUCGCUGGCAUCUCGGCUCCGGCUCCGCGACCUGGGAGCCGCCGCCGGGCCGGGGGCUUCGGGCGGGUAAGCGCAGCCCACGCCCCCUCCCGGGCGGCCCCCAGCUUUGCCACCGCCGGUGCCGACCUUUGUGGCUCGCCUUUGAUCAUGCUCUGCGUCAGCGUGGUAGUCCUUCUCCGGAGGUUUGGGCUCUCCCUGCCCACAGGCUUUGGAGUCUGUGCUUUCAGGGACCCGCAGGAGUCCCUCGGAUGGCUAUGGGGGUCGCCUUCCUCUGGGGGCUGCACAGUGGCCUCUCCGGGAGCCACCUCCCAGGCUUGUGAGAUAUUGCCUUCCCAAGACCGCAGCAUCUUCUUCCCUGGACUCUGGGGACUCGCCUUUCCCUGGCACUUAGGACUAAAUUCUCUUCGACUCCUCCCUCUGACCCUGAGGAGCCCUUGGGCUCUGGCCCCCGUGUGUCUUCACCUUCUGACUCUGAGGAGCAUCUUUGAUCUCGCCCCAGGAGGCCUCGGCUCUCUUACGCUGAGGGGUCUCCGCUUUCUGAUCCUGAGGGUCCUCCUCUCAGACUCAGGGGUGUCCAUCCUUGGUGGUCUUUGAAGUUCUGCUCUCUCCUGGCCCAGGUGCGGGUCCGAGCCCAGCCCUUCAAGGGCAUCUUGGGAAGGCAGGUUUUGGGAGGGCAGGUCCCCCGGCCCAGGGGUCCCGGGAGUGAGCUUUCUUUUCUGGGUCUCAGGCUCUGCCUCACUCCUCUCUUCCCUCUGGGCCAGGUCCUGGAAAGGAAAAGCACUUUGGGCCCAGGUUUGAGAGGGAACCUGCAGACCCCAGGGGCCAGCCUUUGCCUGAUUCCUGAAUUUGUUAAAGCCAUUUUAUGUAGUGUGGAAGGUGCUUCACUGAAGAGCCUCCUCCUCACCCCAGCAGCCUCCUCCCAGGCAGACCCACCCCUGCCAUCCCCAACCUGAGACCCUUGACCUUUUCACCUUGCACUCUGAGCUACCUGGCACCCCAAAACUCCUCCUGGUAGUGGGGUUGAGCUCUUGUAAGGAGCCUGAGGAAGAAAGACCAGUAUUGGGAGCUCAUGUCCCAGCCCCUCAUGCACAGUUCACCUAGACUAGAGCCAGGAAGUUUAGGGAGUCCCAGUGCAUGGCUAGGGGUGCCCUGAGGGCGCUGUCUGAACCUCAGGCUGUCACAGUUCAUCAAUCAGCCAGCCAUGCACCUGUCAGGUGUGCCUGCCAACAGCCUGCCCCAUCUUUCUCAUCCUCCCAGCCAAGGCAGACCACUCCAGAGGGACCUGCACAGCCCCUUCCUCAAGACCACCACAGGAGGCCUGGGAGUGAGAAGGGUCACGGUGCUGGGUGCCUGGGUUCCUCAGCACCGGCCACUCCCACUUUGCCCUGGUGUGCCCAUCAGGCCCAGAGAAGAAACCCGCUCUGGGCGUCUUACUUUUUACUCUUAUUCAGAAAAACCUUCCUUAGCCUUUUCUUUGUUUCUGACAGCAAAAUCAAAGGAAAUUCAAGAUGAAAUUUUAGGCCAGAGCCUGGCCUAAAAACUGCAAGUGUUCAUAAUUAACAAAAGAAAUCUAAAAAAAGAGAUGAUGUGUUGCCGCUCCCCUGCAGCUGUGGAGGAAGGAGAGCUGUUCUGCAUCCAUAAAAACCAGUUAAAAGGGAUUUCAUAAGGUCUGAAAUUGAGAACUUUCCCAAGAAUACUGCAUCUUGUUCUCUUGUGCAAUAUACAGACGUGUGAAUAUUCCUAACAGUAACCAAAUGGGUGCACUCUCUGUGAAAACGCAUCUUUCAAAGAGUUUUUUAAACAAAGGAGACUCCUGGGCCUUUAGAAAUAAUUGCCACAAACUGCAAAAACAAUCUCCAACCUCCCACUUCUGUAAUUCUCAUCUGUUGUCUUACUAGAAAAUUUAUUUCUCUGGUAAUAAUGUUAUAAUUGAUAUCCCUGUCUUCUCAAGAUGUAAAAUACUUGUAAAAACUUCUCUGUCCAUCAGAAAAUAAUUAUUGGCACUUUUCUUCUCUCUCAUGUGCAUGAUGGAACAAUAAAAAGCUUAUGGCUUUGCUAGAUCUAUUAUUUAACAAACAA
Homo sapiens (human) is the source of this 3883-nucleotide messenger RNA. RefSeq names its product sperm microtubule inner protein 1 (gene SPMIP1). The transcript has 2 exons. Lineage: Eukaryota; Metazoa; Chordata; Mammalia; Primates; Hominidae. Bases 81 to 611 code for a protein of 176 amino acids. The record is from RefSeq and is marked validated.